Messenger RNA from Vicugna pacos (alpaca), 1767 nucleotides. The record is from RefSeq and is a predicted model, not a curated record. NCBI's taxonomy places the organism in Eukaryota, Metazoa, Chordata, Mammalia, Artiodactyla, Camelidae.
AGGGAAGGAAGCCUCGCCCUUGGCGCCGGCUCCGCCUUUGGUUCCGCCAAUGACCGGCUGACCCGCGGGUCCGGGUCUCGGUCCCCAUGGCAGCCCGGCGCGCUCAGCUCUAAUUGGCUGCGUCUGCCUGAGCGCCGCGCCCCGGCGUUCCGACGCCGACGGCCGUGCCACGUACGCGGCGGCUGAUUGGCUCGCCCUGGCCCACGUCACUGCCCGCACGGGUUAGGCCCCAGUUCCGGGCCCGCCACUCUGGCGUCGCGUCCUGUUUCGCCGUGGCCCUGGCUCCAGCUCCGUCGUCAGCGCGGAGUGAGCGGACAGGGUAGAGCCCGAGUCGGUCAGUUUGGCGCAAUGAAGGCACUGAUCUUGGUGGGCGGCUAUGGGACGCGCCUGCGGCCGCUGACGCUAAGCAUCCCGAAGCCGCUGGUGGAUUUCUGCAAUAAGCCCAUCUUACUGCACCAAGUGGAGGCGCUGGCCGCGGCAGGCGUGGACCACGUGAUUUUGGCUGUGAGUUAUAUGUCUCAGGUGCUGGAGAAGGAAAUGAAGGCUCAGGAGCAAAGGCUAGGAAUCCGAAUCUCUAUGUCCCAUGAAGAGGAGCCUUUGGGAACAGCUGGGCCCCUGGCACUGGCCCGUGACCUGCUCUCUGAGACUGCAGACCCUUUCUUCGUCCUCAACAGUGACGUGAUCUGCGACUUUCCCUUCCAAGCCAUGAUGCAGUUCCACCGGCACCAUGGCCAGGAGGGCUCUAUUGUGGUGACCAAAGUGGAAGAACCCUCUAAGUACGGUGUGGUGGUGUGUGAGGCUGACACAGGCCGAAUUCACCGGUUCGUGGAGAAGCCGCAGGUGUUUGUGUCCAACAAGAUCAAUGCAGGCAUGUACAUCCUGAGCCCUGCAGUGCUGCGCCGCAUCCAGCUGCAGCCUACGUCCAUUGAGAAGGAGAUCUUCCCCGUCAUGGCCAAGGAGGGGCAGCUCUAUGCCAUGGAGUUGCAGGGCUUCUGGAUGGACAUUGGGCAGCCCAAGGAUUUCCUCACUGGCAUGUGCCUCUACCUACAGUCACUGCGACAGAAGCAGCCUGAGCAACUGUGCUCAGGCCCAGGCAUAGUGGGCAACGUGCUGGUGGACCCCAGUGCCCGCAUUGGCAAGAACUGCAGCAUCGGCCCCAACGUGAGCCUGGGCCCUGGUGUGGUGGUGGAGGAUGGCGUGUGUAUCCGGCGGUGCACAGUGCUGCGAGAUGCCCACAUCCGUUCCCACUCCUGGCUAGAGUCCUGCAUCGUAGGCUGGCGCUGCCGUGUGGGCCAGUGGGUAAGCCUCUGGGCUGGGCCAGGUGGGGAGAGUGGCAGGGAAUGCCCCUGCGUCACUGACAAGGCCUGCCCCCUCCCCUCCGAGGUGCGUAUGGAGAACGUGACCGUGCUGGGCGAGGACGUCAUAGUUAACGACGAGCUCUACCUCAACGGGGCCAGUGUGCUGCCCCACAAGUCUAUUGGCGAGUCGGUGCCGGAGCCUCGCAUCAUCAUGUGAGAGGAUGCCUUGGGGCUAGCUGAGCUCCCAUUUCCUUCCUGGCAAGGGGAGCACCGGCUCAACCCAUCAGAAGGCCCUGGACUCAUUGCCAUUUGGCUGGGGAGGACUGGAUGAGGAUGAAGCUGUUGUACACCUGCCUUCUGCAGUGGACAUACUCUGGCAGGAUCCUUGUUGGGCACACCCCACAAAGCCCACUCCCUCAAGGAGGGCCAAGGCAGGACUGUAUGUAAUAAUAAUUUAAUGCUCACUGUG